Molecule: messenger RNA, 1170 nt
Organism: Telopea speciosissima
Lineage: Eukaryota; Viridiplantae; Streptophyta; Magnoliopsida; Proteales; Proteaceae
Product: cell division control protein 45 homolog
Exons: 1
Coding region: 1-1110 (369 amino acids)
Biological process (GO): DNA replication initiation; mitotic DNA replication preinitiation complex assembly; double-strand break repair via break-induced replication
Cellular component (GO): DNA replication preinitiation complex
Molecular function (GO): single-stranded DNA binding; chromatin binding; DNA replication origin binding
Source: RefSeq, a predicted model, not a curated record
AUGUUUGAUCUUUCACAUUCUCUUAGAAAGAAUACAAAUGAAUUGCUUUGGUUAGCCUGUGUUUCUUUGACUGAUCAGUUUGUCCAUGAGAGACUCACAAAUGAGAGAUAUCAAGCUGGUGUGAUGGAGCUAGAACAGCACAUCAACAGCUCCGGGAUUUUGGAUGCAAUAACUUCAGUAACCCUUAAAGACGGGACAAAGAUACGGGCGCCUGAUGCCUCUAGAAUUGCAUACGAAGAUGAACCACGGCUCAUGCUAUUGAGGGAAUGGAAUUUAUUUGAUUCAAUGUUGUGUUCUUCCUACAUCGCGACCAAGCUGAAGACCUGGAGUGACAAUGGUUUGAAGAAGCUUAAGCUUCUCCUAGCCCGAAUGGGAUUUGCACUUGUUGACUGCCAGCAGAAGUUCCAGUACAUGAACUUUGAAGUGAAACAGAAAAUGAAAGAUGAGUUUGAAAGGUUUCUCCCUGAGUAUGGGCUUACAGAGUUCUACUACCGAAGCUUUUUACGACUUUAUGGGUAUAGCUCGAAGGUAUCUGCUGCUGAUGUGGUACAUGGGGUUACCGCACUGCUCGAGUCUUUUGUAGAGUCUGAUGGUUCCUGUGCAUCUGAACAGUUUGGGGUAGCCUAUGAUGCAUUGUCCUUGAAUAAUCUUGACAAACUGAGGAAGGGGAUGCAAAAUGCAAUAAAGAUACAAAGGGUCAUUGUAAGGCAAGGAAGUAUAGCUAUAACUAAGAGUGGAUCUAUCAGAAGCGGAAGGAAAUUCAGGUGGAUGAAGCUUGAAGAUCCUGCAGACACAAAAUUGCUUGGGUAUCCUCAAGCAUUGACCAAAUUCUGCUACUUUCUGAUGGAUGCUUUGCGGGAGAAGGGUGUGAAGAUGAAGGCUUUGAUCUGUGCUUGCUUAUCUCAAGAACCCAACAAAGUUUUAAUUGGUGGGGUAUGUGGGAAGCCACGUCUCGGUGCAGUCCAAGGGAAUGCAUUUGGGGUUGCUUUUAGAGCUGCAGCUGAGCAGGUUGGGGCCAAGUUCUUCCAUGAGUUGUUUGAAUCUUCUUGGAUAGUUUUGGAUGCAGUUUCUGUUAAUUCUUUCAUGAUCAGAUUGACUGAGAGGCUCUGAUGUAAGGCUUAUCUAAAGUGUAACUGAUUGCCAAGAUUUGUUUGACCUCCAGUUUCCAGA